Molecule: messenger RNA, 2608 nt
Organism: Spirometra erinaceieuropaei
Lineage: Eukaryota; Metazoa; Platyhelminthes; Cestoda; Diphyllobothriidea; Diphyllobothriidae
Source: the annotation of a GenBank genome assembly
AUGAGCGUAGACGGAGAAAUGAUCGAGUCGGGAGGAGAAGACUUAUCAGCCUUGAUUCCGACUUCAGCACGACACUUUCUCGUUUUUGUUGGCGCUGUCUUCGUAACUCUGCUUAUCUUCCUUCUAUACUUGGAGAAGUUCCUAUGUUUCCGAAUUUGCCAAGGUCAUACCUGUUUUGACCCGAAGCGAACAAGUAAGUCCAUUAACUGAUCAACCUUUAAAGUGUACGUACACUCACACUCCGUUGUCAAGAAAUAUGCAUCAGUAUGUGUGCUUUGCAGUCGAAUUUUCCAAAACUCGACUUUACACCAACCUGGAAGGAGUCCUGAGACCCGGGCACACUGGAAUAGUUCACAGCAGGGCCUUCAAGACAUGAUGAGCUUCCAACAUGCCGGUCUGGAAAGCUCCAAUUAGGCACUUUAUUACCCAUGUUCCUCUGCGAGAAGAUGAUCUCGCAUUAUCCUACAACGUACUCUUGACCAAAUGACAGGUGGUAACCAACAAUCUAUCGUGUAAAGACACGUCACUUAAAACGACGGAAAUUGUGAGGAACCACAGAGGCUGAAUGGCGUCAGCGACUCAUUUUUAAGAUAAACAAGGCUACAGCUUGAGAUCUCAUGCUAAGAUGCAAGGAUUAUACGCGGUUGGGUUAUGUGAUGAACGCCGAUCGAGAAACACUGCUUAGUUACGUCUGCAUACGGUAGAUAUAGUCGGCAAUAGCUGUCGAUUUAUCACAAAUGUACGAAAAUUAGGGAAUACCGGGUUAUGCGAUAGUAAGCUUAGUGACAAUUUCUGUUAGACCACUCAAAUUAGAGGUUGGGAUUCCGUCGUUUUUACAGAUAAUUUUAAAAAUUUGACAUAUCAUGAUCAUGCUUUUUUAAAGAAAGCAUUUAAAACUUAAAGUUGAGAAUCACUCAAUAUUUGCUUUGAAAAAUUGUCUAAAAUGGUAUCUACAGGAAUGUCUUUUACUUUUAUAUACAUUCUCCGUUUAUUUAAGUAUCGCAGUAAGCAGUUUUUUCUGUUAUCUAGAAAUGGCACUUUGAAAACCAGUAAAAACUAUGAUGCCUGCUUGGUGUUUAGAUGGGAUGGAGACACUUGUGGUCAUCAAAGGACACUGGCGUUCCAGUACAAGGCUAAAAACAUCUCCACGGUAGUAAACAAAAAUCUAGGGAGAUGUAUUUAAUAAUUUUGAACAAUGAUUCCUAGGACGACCGUCUACUGCACAACUAUCUGAGCUGUACUUAAUUAGCCAUUAGUAGUCGGGCAUUGCAUACGCACUACCAUGCUUACGAGAGCCUUCAUCUGAGCAAGAUAAUGGGCAAUAUUAGGGCACGAUGCACAAUUACCGACGAAUUAAUUUAAAUGCAAAUUGUGCCUGACCUUUGACAAGUGUGUACUUCCUGAAGCUCAUCUGAAAUUCAAGAAGAAGCUUAAGACAACGUUAUCUAACUACAACUCGUCCCGUCAACGCUUAACUUUGAGGUAUAUAUUUGAACCGCUUAUAAGGUAUUUCGAAAGAAAGAUGCACGAAAUGUGCCCGAGAAUCCAACAGUGGUAUAUACUCAACACAGAACAGUGCCUCAGUCUAUUCCCGAUACAGAAACUAGCUGGAAGUUCAUGCGCGACUAAACUGUGAGGGGUUCGGCUAAUCUCGUGUAUACACUUCCUAGGGUCUUUGUACAUCUUUGCUGUUUGUUGGGUAACCAAGCUAAUCACAGAAUAUGCGCAAAACACUAAAAGGUGCGCGCUUCGAGACGUCCGGUCUGUAGGCCACAGGGUAGCUGCGGAACUCCAAUCAGUACAGGACUCUCGUUUCCAUCAACGCUACGGCAACAAUAGGGUGCCCGACCCACAACUAACUUGAGCUAGUUCGUGGACCGUGUCAUACCUCGAAUGGUGGUAGAGGGGGUUUCACGGAUGGGAAAAGACAUGGGGCGGUGAGCAAGAAGACACAGAAAAUGGACAAAUUUCUGCCGAAAGUCAUAUCGUACGCUGUCAUUUGGCAAAGAAAGUGAGAGCGAUAAGUAAACAACAAGCAAAAAGCAAAUUUCAUAACGUAGCGGAUUUUGAAUAAAGCGCCACUGGAAAGUUUACAUUUAGUCAGGAAUGGAAGGAAAUUUGAAACAGUGAAAACUGUGAAUAAUACGUGAUGUUUACAGUCACACUGGGAUUUAGGGGCAGAUUUUCGUAGCUGCCAUCUAUUUGUGGGUAUUACACCCUAUCGUUACCAAUGGUACAUUUAUUUACUCACAGAAUCUUACCCACAAUCUGCAUUUGACCAUCCUAUGAAGCUAAUUCAGUGAAAUACGCAUCUCUCCUGUAUGUGUCUGAUGCUCAGCAGGUCUUUCUAAACAGCGAACCACAACUUCACUAGGAUGUGGGAUUAGAAGUAGCCGUUCGAGACUGCAUACAAAAUUGGCUAUAUCGAAGACGAAGUAAUCUCCUGGCGAACUUUUCGCCCCCGUCUUCUGGCUCGCCAAGUUUUUGGUACUGCGAUAACUUCUGCAUCUUACAGGUAAUUGAGCACUAUUUUUCUCUCCCGAUAGACUUUGCUUCCGCUUCGGCACGAAUCCCCGCGCCUUCAGAUCUUGAAAAGGAUUCAAAGUGA